CUUGCUUUACUUGGACCCCUUCAGUAUAGCAAAAAAUGGUGGAGUUGUUCAACGUCAACACGGGGAGGCAACCUGGGGGUGUUUCUUUCUGUUAAAGAACAAAUCCCUUCUCCGGAUCUGCAGUCCUUAGAAGCCAGAGACCUUCACGAUCUUCCCCAACAUGCCUGACCGAAAAAGUCCUUGUGCUUUGGUGAUGAUCUCUGUGUCACUUUAGCCACUGAAAGAGGCAACAUUUUCUGUGCAUAACGUGCUUAAAGAUUAACUCUGGUUGAUUUGAUUGAUAUGUUCAGUUGAAGAAGCAAAUGAUGGGCUGCCAGAGUCUGAUAUGAAACACUACUUCGCCCAUCUUUUAUAAAUUUCCGGAAAUAUGGUAUUCAAUAAAGUUGCGGAGUUCUUUUCUGCUGCAGGAACUUAUCUAUCAGUGCCUAAGUCUUCUAAUCCCUCACCAGGAUUGCCUCCUCUGCCAGUCUCUGUUCGUGGGUUUUCUUUUGCAAGCAAAGGGCAGAAAAAUAAUUUGCGGCUCUCCUCAUCCCUUCAAGAUUUCUCUACUUAUCAGCAACUUGAUCCUGAAGAGGGUCAUAGUUUCCUUGAAUUCCAGAAAAAUACAAGUAAUUCAAAACAGUCUAAUCUGUUGCUAAGAGAGGAUGCUGGAUCAAGUUUUUCAAAGGAGAAGGCCAACCCAGUGGUUGCUUCUGCCCAAAAGAAAUGGACUCGAGUUUUCUUACUUCUCCUCUGCGUACUAUUAUUUGCUUUUGUUGUUUAUGUAUCACAACAUUUAUACUUUAGUUGGUCUCAAGGGGCACCCAAAUACUAUGUAGUGCUUGACUGUGGUAGCACUGGGACCCGUGUCUAUGUCUAUGAAGCUUCUGUGCAUCAGAAAAGUGAUGGCAGUCUCCCUAUUUCAUUGAGGUCACUGCCAGAAGGGUUUAAGAGAAAAUCAAGUUUGCAGAGCGGGCGAGCUUACAACCGAAUGGAGACUGAACCUGGGUUUGAUAAGUUGGUGCAUAAUAUAUCUGGACUGAAGGGAGCGAUAAAACCACUUGUUCGCUGGGCAGAGAAGCAAAUCCCUGUGCACGCACAUAAGUCUACCUCCCUCUUCUUGUACGCAACAGCUGGGGUUCGCAGACUGCCAAGUACAGACUCGGAAUGGCUUCUUAAUAAUGCCUGGUCCAUUUUGAAAAGUUCUUCUUUUUUGUGUAAGAAAGAAUGGGUUAAGAUUAUCACUGGCAUGGAGGAAGCAUACUUUGGAUGGAUUGCGUUGAAUUAUCAUACUCAUGUUUUGGGUGCUGUACCUAGGAAAGAAACCUUUGGUGCCCUUGAUUUGGGUGGUUCGUCAUUGCAGGUUACUUUCGAGAGCAAUGAUGGGGUGCGAGAUGAAAGUAGUUUAAAGCUGAGCCUUGGCCCUGUUAAUCAUCGCCUCAGUGCCUAUUCAUUACCUGGAUUUGGAUUAAAUGACGCCUUUGACAAGUCGGUUUUUCAUCUUCUGAGGAAGCACCCUCAAAUUGGUAGUGCAGAUCUUCUUAAUGGGAAAGUUGAAGUUAAGCAUCCCUGUUUGCAAUCUGGUUAUAAAGAGCAAUAUGACUGUUCUCAUUGUGCUUCCCUUUAUGAAAAUGAUGGGACUCCUCCUAUUGGACAAAAGAAGUUUGGUACUGGAGGAAAACCUGUAAUACCUCUUCAGCUUGUCGGCACUCCAAAAUGGGAAGAGUGCAGUGCACUAGCAAAAAUUGCAGUCAAUUUGUCUGAGUGGUCAGAUCAAAGUCAUGGAAUUGAUUGUGAGUUGCAACCUUGUGCUCUUGCAAGCAAUCUACCUCGGCCUCAUGGCAAGUUUUAUGCUAUGUCUGGCUUCUAUGUGGUGUAUCGGUUUUUCAAUUUGAGCUCUGAUGCUGCACUUGAUGAUGUCUUGGAAAAGGGUAAGGAAUUUUGUGAGAAAACGUGGGAUGUUGCAAAGAUAAGUGUUGCACCUCAGCCCUUUAUUGAACAAUAUUGCUUCAGAGCACCAUACAUUGUGUCAUUGCUGAGAGAGGGAUUGCACAUUACAGACAGUCAUGUAAUUGUUGGGUCUGGGAGUAUUACGUGGACACAGGGUGCUGCUCUGUUGGAAGCUGGGAAAGCAGUUUCAACAAGGUUGGAAUUUCAGAGUUAUGAGAUAAUGCAGAUGAAGAUAAAUCCCGUUGUUAUUUAUUCAAUUUUGAUUGUUUCAUUUUUUAUUCUACUUUUCGCAUUAUCCUGUCUUGGCAACUGGAGGCGAAAAGUUUUCCGUAAGCCAUACCUCCCACUUUUCAGGCACAAUAGUGCCUCAGCGGCAUCAGUUCUGAGGUUCCAGCGAUGGAGCCCUAUCAGUUCAGGGGAUAGAGUUAAGAUGCCGCUUAGUCCAACUAUUCAAGGCACUCAACCAGGACCAUUUGACACAGGGCAUGGUUUUAGCGGGGGUGGAAUCCAGCUUACAGAAUCUUCCAUGUACCCAUCCUCCAGCAAUGUGUCACAUAGUUAUUCAUCAGGCAGCUUGGGCCAGAUGCAAUUUGACAAUAGUACCAUGGGUUCAUUUUGGGGACCACAUCGAAGUCAGAUGCAGCUCCAGAGCAGGAGAUCGCAGUCUAGGGAAGACCUUAAUACUUCACUGGCUGAGGCACACUUGGCGAAGGUCUAAGAAUGUCCUGAUUUUUUUGCCUGCCUGAAAUAUCCAUGUUGGGCAAUGUGAAUCCAGUGCAAUGGAUUUGGGAUCCUGAGCGGGAUCAAUCAUUUUACAUCUUCAUGAAGGGGAUGCCUUUGCAGGUGAAGAGCUGGCUGACUGCAGCUGGCUAUUUUGGAGAGAAUUUUCCUAAAUGCGAUUUGGAGGACGGUCUUUGGAAAGACUUUUGCUGCUAAAUGAUGGAGUUGAGCGGUAGCGGAUGCAAUCAGCCAAAAAGUCUCUAAUGAUGAUUACUGAUGUUGACAGGAGUUAGAGUUUGUGAAUAUUAUUAAGACUAACUUUGUUAUGGAUCUCACCUAAAACAGGCUAUUGAAGUAAGUUGACAACACCAAUGGUGCACUCCGGCAGAAAUGCAGACAACUGCUGAAUAUCAAGAGGGAGUUUUGCAGUCUUCUCACCCGUUUCUUGAUUGGUUGACAAAUGAUGAUGGUAAAGCACAAUGACACAUCUUAACAACUUUUUUCACAAGUUUUGGGUACUUACUCGGUUACUCCCAUGGACACGCGACCAAACAUUCUGUUAUUGAAAACAAUCUUGACAAAUUCAUCAGCUCAUUAGUAUAUUCUUUUGACACUUUUCUCUGGA
Coffea eugenioides is the source of this 3274-nucleotide messenger RNA. RefSeq names its product probable apyrase 7. Gene Ontology annotation, cellular component: membrane. NCBI's taxonomy places the organism in Eukaryota, Viridiplantae, Streptophyta, Magnoliopsida, Gentianales, Rubiaceae. The coding region runs from base 368 to 2647 and encodes 759 amino acids. Gene Ontology annotation, molecular function: nucleoside diphosphate phosphatase activity. The transcript has 3 exons. The record is from RefSeq and is a predicted model, not a curated record. Gene Ontology annotation, biological process: nucleoside diphosphate catabolic process.